Molecule: messenger RNA, 4218 nt
Organism: Actinia tenebrosa (Australian red waratah sea anemone)
Lineage: Eukaryota; Metazoa; Cnidaria; Anthozoa; Actiniaria; Actiniidae
Product: ubiquitin carboxyl-terminal hydrolase 4
Biological process (GO): protein deubiquitination
Molecular function (GO): cysteine-type deubiquitinase activity
Source: RefSeq, a predicted model, not a curated record
UUUCCAAGAUGGCGGGUGCAGCAAGACAAGAAGAAGGAGAAGAGAAUGACACAAAUUCUCUCUCCAUACCGGACCUAGAAACACAAAAAACUGAAAUAGGCGAAUUGCUGAAGAAGCCCUUAAAGAAGGGGGACACUUGGUAUUUGAUUGAUUGUCACUGGCUGAARCAAUGGAAGAAAUAUGUUGGAUUUGACAGCUGGGAUGUUUAUGAAGUUGGAGAAGAAGUCAACAACCCUGGCCCAAUAGAUAACUCUAAUCUUUUUAAAGAUGGGGAUGAAAACUUUACCCUCAAGGAACACCUAAUAGAUGAACUUUACUACAACCUUGUCCCAGAAGAAGCAUGGAAUAAGCUGCUAACCUGGUAUGGCAUAGGGGAAAACCAACCACCCAUCCCUAGGAAGGUUGUAGAGUAUGGCAUGUACRUCAAGCAMUGUAAGGUUGAGGUGUAYCUGAUUGAAUUCAAGCUAUGUCAAAACUCUGAUAUGGAGAAAGUCAUUACCCACCAGUUCAGCAAAGCAGAUACUUUAGAGUAUAUUGAAGAUGUCAUGAAAGAGAAAUUUGAAAUCCCCAAAGAAACUGAGACAAGAUUAUGGAACAAAUAURUGAAGAAUACCUUUGAACUUCUUAGUAAUAAAGAACAGACUGUACAAGAUGUCGGCCUCUACCAAGGCCAGAUGCUGGUUAUUGAGCAGAAGAAUGAAGAUGGUACUUGGCAGAGGACCAAUACAAGAAGCUCAUACUCGUCUUCAACUAUAACAUCCAGUAAUGAAACUUCUAGCUAUGGGCCAUCCUCUUCUUAUGGCUUUAGUUCAGGUUACUGGGGUAGCUCUUAUGGCAGUGAUAGAAAGACAAUCCACAACAAACCUGGUCUAACUGGACUUGCCAACUUAGGAAACACAUGUUUUAUGAACUCAGGGCUGCAGUGUCUAAGCAACACCAUGAUGCUCACCAAGUACUUUCUCUCUGAUCAAUACAAAUCAGAACUCAAUGUAGAUAAUCCUUUAGGAAUGAGAGGAGAAAUAGCCAAGGCUUUUGCCGAUCUUUUAGCACAGUUGUGGUCUGGCCAGUAUUCUUCUGUUGUCCCAAGGAAUUUUAAAACACAAGUUGGGAGAUUUGCACCCCAGUUUUCUGGGUACCAGCAACAGGAUUCCCAGGAAUUACUGGCAUUUCUUCUGGAUGGGUUGCAUGAGGAUUUGAAUCGUAUUAAGAAGAAACCUUAUAUUGAGAUUCAAGAUGCCAAUGGUAGACCGGACAAGGUCGUAGCCCAAGAAACAUGGUACAACCACCGACAAAGAAAUGAUUCUAUCAUUGUGGACAUCUUCCAUGCACAGUUCAAAUCCACUCUUGUUUGUCCAGAAUGCGAUGAGGUUUCUGUAACAUUUGAUCCAUUUUGCUAUCUAUCACUUCCAUUGCCCAUGAAGAAGGAAAGACAGAUAGAAUUCUUGUUUUUCAAAGAUGAUCCCGUGGAAAAACCUAUCUUGUACAAGCUUUCCUUCCCUAAAAUGGGUAACAUCAGUGACUUCCUUGAGGUAGUUUCCAAGGAGACAAAGGUUCAAAAAGAAAAGAUGAUUAUGUGUGAUGUGUACAAUCAUCGUAUCCACAAAGUCUUCAAAACCAGGGAUUCAAUUACUUCAAUUCUCGAUAGGGAUGAAAUUUUUGUAUAUGAACUGCCAACAAGGAUUGAUGACCCAGAUGUCAUCGUCCUGCCUGUAUACCAGAGAGAGAAAAGGACACGUGUAACUGGUUAUCACAGUAGCAGCUCUGCUAAAGUCCUUUUUGGCUACCCUUUCUUUGUGGCAUUACCAAAGAAAAGUUCUAAAUACAGUAACUUGUACGAACUGGCUUUGAAUAAGAUAAGACGUUUUGUGAAAAGUGAUGAAGCAGCUGUUGAAAACGAAGAAAAGACAGGGGAAGAGAAUGGAGACAUUGAAAUGAAUGAAUGCAAAAAUGAAGAAAUUGAAGAUGACUCUGACAAAGAACUUGAACAAGCAUACAAGAAUGUAACUGUAAAUGGAGAUGACAAUGAAAAUGAUGAAGACAACCAGCAUUCCAACAAGAAAGAUGAAUCCCAGAAAAAGCAGAAAAAUGACAUUGAUGAGAAAACUAAGAAAAAAAGCCUUCUGUUUGACUUAACUCUGGUCAACAUGUAUGGCACUACUGAUAUACAUGCACUAUCAAACGAUAGUAAGCCACUUAAACUGACAAAUCAAUGCUAUGUAUCAUUGGAUUGGAAUUCAAAGAUGAAAGAAAACUUUUAUGAUGUGUCGCUGGCAGAGGACCGCGAAGAACAUGAGAGUGUCCACAGAAAAGCCACACAAAAGAAGAAUACCGUUCGUCUACAUGAUUGUAUUCAGUUAUUCUUGAACAAAGAGAAGCUUGGAGAGAAAGAUCCCUGGUAUUGUCCAACAUGCAAGAAACAUCAACAAGCCACCAAGAAGCUUGAUCUUUGGUCUCUCCCUGAAGUACUGGUAGUCCAUCUUAAGAGGUUCUCUUACACGAGUUUCUGGAGAGAUAAACUCGAUACAUUUGUAGAUUUCCCCUUGAGUGGACUUGACCUCUCAGAAUUCCAAGUGUGUGAAGACGCACCAAAGCCGACCUACGACCUGAUUGCUGUAUCGAAUCACUACGGAGGAAUGGGUGGAGGCCAUUAUACGGCUUACGCAAGGAAUCACGAAGACGAUCAGUGGUAUUCGUACGAUGACAGUAGUGUUACUCCCAUCGGAGAAAAUCAAAUCGUGUCCAAGGCUGCUUAUGUGUUGUUCUACCAACGACGGAAAAUGAUUGGAAGUGAAGUGAAACAAGAUGAAAGAAUAGACGACGAGAAAAUGAGUGAACAAGAUGAGCUUGAAGAUGAGAAGGCUGCGAAUGGCGAUGAAUCUAUGGACACCAAAUAAGACCGCAAUGUUUAUUCUGCUUCGAGUUCAGUCAAGUAUCUGUCAUCUUUCACUCGAAAAUGGAGCCAGAUAAAUCUGCAUUUAUCUCUACAAAGAUACUUCUUGUGCUGUUCUAGGGUUUGCCUAGAAUAUCUAGGAUUUUAUUUUACACCAAGUGGCUGGAUUCUCAUUAAUACUGCGAAUACCAUUGUAAACUGUGUGGUUCUAGAAAAGUUUUUUCAAUCUUAGUGGCAAAUAAUCCUAGAGUAUGAUUUGAGACAUUACCAAGCUGUAAGAUACAAGAUGUUUAAGCUUGCGAGGUAGAAAUUUGAACAUUCGUAUUAGUGUACUAUAUUUAUAGAAAAGCUGACUAGAUAGAAGCCGUAUUUGCUGGUCAAAUGAGUGGCAGACAAGCAUGUAGACAGACAGACAAAUAGACAGACAAACACUGAGAACGAAAGACAUUGUGACAGACAGACACUGAGACAGACAGAUAGACAUAUAGACACUGAGACAGACAGACAAAAAGACAGAGACACUGAGACAGAAGAACACUAAUACAGACAGACAGACAAACAGACAGACGAAAGACACCGAGACAAACAGACAUUGAGACAGACAGACAAACAGACAGACAGACACUGAAACAGAUAGACAGAUAGACACUAAGACAGAAAUCCAUUAAGAAAUCAAUACCCUGAUCAAUAUCUUCUAAUCUUUAUCUUCAUCUUUUAUUACACUAGGAAUUACCGACUCUAUAUUAAACAUUUAUUUUAAAUUGAGCAAAAAAUCGUAAGAUCGUAAAGAUGUUUUCAUGUAAUUUUCUUUCAUUCUGUUUCUUAAUAUUCAACUAGUUUAAAAAUGAGAAUAUCUUGUUAAUUUAUUUGUCUUAAUGCAAAAUCUAUUUUGUAUGUUUUCUCUGCCUUCAUUGCUGCCAAAAACCCGUUGCGUUAAAACUGCGAAUAUUUUGUGAGUGACCUCAGAUUAUUUAAGUGUAUAUAAAGUUUUUCCUGUCUGCUUAAGAGCUAGAAACCCUAUGCAUAAAAUAAUAUCCUGAUAGAUUUGCCAUGGUUAAAAAUUACUGCACUGACUCGUCUACCCGUUUAGACCUUUUUCGUGCUUCUGGCAUUUUCACAACUCUUUGGUGGCGCGUUUUCAUUGGACUUCGCUAAUCGACGAUUCAUUAGCCCAGAAUCUUGUGAAUUUGAUAGAAAAUUUACAACAUCUAAAACCGUUGAGUUCUCUAAACCUGGAAAGUGCUGUAACAAUAUGUUUUAUUAAUACUUACAUUUAGCAUGUGUAGUUUUAAUGUAAUAUGUUUUAUCGAGUUUCCUUAUUUAGUCAA